Patella vulgata (common limpet) is the source of this 6549-nucleotide messenger RNA. RefSeq names its product integrin beta-1. The record is from RefSeq and is a predicted model, not a curated record. Bases 15 to 2399 code for a protein of 794 amino acids. Gene Ontology annotation, biological process: cell migration; cell-matrix adhesion; cell adhesion mediated by integrin. The transcript is spliced from 22 exons. Lineage: Eukaryota; Metazoa; Mollusca; Gastropoda; Patellidae. Gene Ontology annotation, molecular function: integrin binding. Gene Ontology annotation, cellular component: integrin complex; focal adhesion; cell surface.
UGGAGUGUGUAGAAAUGAAUAUCAAGUGGUGUAUAAGUAUACUAGCUAUUUUACUAGUCACAUCUGUAACAGCUCAAAGUAAUCGCCGUGGAAACAAUCCAUGUUUAUCAGAAAAAUCACAGAGAUCAUGUGGAGCGUGUAUUGCUACAGCUUCUGAAUGUGCUUGGUGUAAAUCAGAGAGUUUUUUCAAAGAACAUCGUUUACGAUGUGAUAAAUAUGAAAAUUUAGCCAAACUUGGCGUCUGUCAAACAGAAGAUAUUGUUUAUCCAGAUGAUAAAUUAAUUCUUACAAAGAAUGUAAAUGUUCAAGAUGGAGACCGUCCCGAAGAAGCUGUACAAAUUGCACCACAGGAAGUUCAACUUAAAAUCCGUCCAAAUAAACCAAUAAAAUUUAAGAUGCAGUUCCGUCAAGCUGAGAACUAUCCUGUAGAUUUAUACUAUCUCAUGGAUCUGUCUAAUUCUAUGGAGGAUGAUAAAGCUAAAUUGGCCGAGCUGGGAAAUUUAAUUGCUGAGAGUAUGUCUCAAAUUACAAAGAAUUUCCGUCUUGGUUUUGGAUCUUUCGUUGAUAAAGUUGUGAUGCCUUAUGUUAGUACCGUCCCUAGAAAAUUAAGAAUUCCAUGUUACACAAGAGCAGGAACACCUUGUGAAGCUCCUUAUGGUUUUAAAAAUCAACUUAGUUUAGAUCUUGAUACAUCGAAAUUUGCUGUUCAAGUGAUGGCAGCUAAUGUGUCUGGUAAUUUAGAUGCCCCUGAAGGAGGUUUUGAUGCCAUCAUGCAAGCUGUUGUCUGUGAGAAUGAUAUAGGUUGGCGUUCUAUUUCACGAAGGAUGCUCGUGUUUUCAACGGAUGCAGGUUUUCAUUACGCUGGAGAUGGAAAGCUUGGUGGUAUUGUAACACCUAAUGAUGGUAUCUGUCAUAUGAAUAAUAACAUCUAUACAGAGAGUUCUAAUCUGGAUUAUCCAUCUGUUAGUCAAAUUGCAUCUAAGAUUACUGAGAAGAAUGUCAAUGUUAUAUUCGCUGUAACUAAAGAUCAGAAACCAGUGUAUGACAAACUGUCGGACAUGAUUGAAGGUUCUAUAGCUGGAGAAUUAGAGAAUGAUUCCUCUAAUAUUGUAGCUUUGAUCAGAAGUAACUAUGAGAAAAUUACAUCUAAAUUAAUGAUGAAUACUGAAAAUGCUGAAAAUAUUACUGUUAAAUUCUUUUCUCGUUGUUUGGGAACUGAUAUGCUGGAAACUAAUGCUUGUGAAGGAUUAGGUAUUGGUCAAAAUGUAACUUUUGAUGUAGAAGUGACAGUAUCAGAAUGCCCAGCAGAUCGAAGCCAAUGGAGACGUGCAUUUGAUAUUUAUCCUGUUGGUCUAGCGGAAAAGUUAAGAAUCAGCCUGGAUAUGAUCUGUGAAUGUGAAUGUGAAACAGCUGGAAAAGAAGAACGUAACAGUCCUAAAUGUUUUGGUGGUAAUGGUACAUAUGAAUGUGGUGUAUGUACAUGUAAUCCUGGUAGAUAUGGUAAAGAAUGUGAAUGUGAUGCUAGUAAAGUCUCAGAUGAAGAAUCCGAUAAAAAAUGUAUCAAACCUAAUUCCACUAUGCCAUGUUCUGGUCGAGGGGAAUGUGUGUGUGGUGUUUGUGAUUGUUAUCCUAGAACAGCUAAUUCAGCACAAAAAUUUAGUGGUACAUAUUGUGAAUGUGAUGACUAUUCCUGUGAUUAUUUUGAUGGGUUAAUUUGUGGCGGACCAGAACGUGGAACAUGUGAUUGUGGUAAUUGUGUUUGUCAACCUAGUUUCGAUGGACCAGCCUGUGAAUGUGAUAAUAGAAAUGUAUCAUGUUUAGCUUCUGAUGGUACCUUAUGUAAUGGACAUGGUGAAUGUGUUUGUGGUUCUUGUCAGUGUGAUAAACAAUCACAGUAUCGUGGUAAAACUUGUGAAGAGUGUCCUACAUGUACAAGACGAUGUAAUGAAAAUAAAGAAUGUGUACAGUGUGUAGCUUUUCAAUCUGGUCCUAAAACAGAACAAGAAUGUAAACGAGAUUGUAGAAAUAUUAAAGUUCAAGCUGAAGUCAGCAAAUCAGAUGGUGUACAGAUAUGUCAGUUUAAAGAUGAUGAUGAUUGUUUAUUUACCUUUACCUAUGGCUUUGAUCAAAAUGAUGAACUUCAAAUUAAAGCUCAAAGAACAAAGCUGUGUCCUGAAUCUGUGAAUGUACUCGCUAUAGUAGGAGGUGUAGUUGGUGGUAUUGUAGCAGUCGGUCUAGCUCUUCUCCUUAUAUGGAAAUUAUUGACUAUCAUCCAUGACAGACGUGAAUUUGCCAAAUUUGAAAAUGAAAGACAAAAUGCUAAAUGGGAUACGGGUGAAAAUCCAAUUUAUAAACAAGCCACGUCCACAUUUAAAAACCCAACAUACGGCGGAAACUGAGUCACAUUUUAAAACUUUUAGGUUUAAUUUUAUUUAUAAAAUCAUCUUCACCAUCACUAGAUUAAUACUCUGACAAUACCAUCAUUUAUAGUGGCACUGGGUUAGUGAAGAUGAUUGUUGGAAUUUUAUAACUUUUUCUUUUAAAAUCGUGUUGGUGCGAAAUUAUAAGGGAUCUUCCAAAUAAUAUGCCAAAGUUUAUUGUGGAUAUGCUGAAAGAGAUGUUAUACACUCCACAGUAUAUAUAGGAGAUUUUUUUUUUUAAAUGAUAUCUAUGUUCUUCUGGGGGGAAUUUGAAAAACAAAACUGAAUAAAUUUUGUGUACUGGUAUUAUUAACUCUUAGCUGCCAAAUGAAUAUUUCAACACGAUGGAUUUUAAAAAAGAUGGUUAUAUGGAUAAAGGAGGACAGAAGGAAGUAAUGCAAGUCAUAUACGUACAAUAGCUACGAGCUAAAAAACAAAAAGACUUUAAAAGCAAUCUUCAAUACCUAUCACGUGCCUUAAGUGUUUAUUUUAUCAUUGAUAUGGUCACAAUUGUUUAUUGAAAUUCUCAAGAUUUUAACAUUUAUGCCGUUUUCAUGUUUUACUAUAUAAAUAGUUUUGUCAAUGAUGUAAAGUUUGUUAGUAUAGAACUAGAAUAGCAGUAUCAUCGCAAUGAUUGAGUCUUUAGUUUAGAAUUAAAGAUAUUAAUAUUUUAGUUUGCUUCAAGGUUUUAUAUACCGUACAAUACAGGUAUGUUUUUAGACAUAGUUUUUUUUAUGUAUAUAGUUAGCAUUCCAUUCUUUUAUAAAAUGAUAUAAUCAAAAUAACAGAUAUUAGUCUACACUAAACGAAUAUUGAAUUCAGAUUUAUUUCAUUUAUAAAAUAGCAUCGAAAAUGUGGUGUCAAACAGUUUCAGUUUGUUGUUACAAAUACAAAUCACAACUGCAUCGUAUUUUUUUGUAGUUACUAAAUUCGGAAAUCACUCUAAAUAAACUGUUAUAAAAGUUAAAAGUGAAAGCAGAGUAGAAAAAUGAGUAUAAAAAAGUUAAUAUAUAACGUUCAUUAAAAUAAAUUCCAAUAUGUGCCAUAUGAAAAGAUUGUUCUAUAAUUCAGAUUAAUUACUUAAAUGACAAAUUUUGAAAUUACAAAAUGCAGUAGAAGAUGCUUAUUAUUUUCCCUGAGGGAAAAGUACAACUAAUAAUUAUUUUUAAAGGGUAUAUAUUUGUGAAAUGUUAUUAUCAAUAAUAUGUUCUUCAAAUACUCAAACUAAACUAAAGACUUUUUAGGUAUUGAUAUUGUUUUAAUACAUUUUAGUUAGAACCUUGCAUUUAUUUUGAGAUUAGAAAUUAAAUCUAAUUUGAGGAUGUGAAUAUAGUCAUUGGGAUGGAUGAAUUAACAAUAUACAAGAGCUCUGUGAAAAACAAUGUUCUUAUGUUAUAUUUGAAAAUCAGUUGAAUUAAUAUUAUUAAAUAUUUCCUAUUAUAGUUAUAGACAUAAAAGUUUUAAUUGACAUAUAACAAAUACCAAAAUAUCAGUUUUUAUAAUUUGAUUUCAAAUAUUUGUAUGUGUACUAUUCAUAGUAUUUAAUUACUAGAAUUUGUAGUUCAAAUAUUACUAGCAUUUAAAUUCAGAUUCUCAAUCCUAUAUUUAGUAGUUCAGUUGUAACUAGACAGAUGAGCAAUAAGCUAUCUUAGCAUUUAGUUAUUAUAUUUAGUAUCGAGUGCCUGCUUGAAUUUAUUUUCAAAACUUUAUUUAACUAUUCCUGCCACUACUGUUAAUAUUGAUACUCAAGAGUUAGUUUGAAAUAUUUAUAGUUGUUGAGAUGUUGUGGUGCUAUGGGAGAACUUAAAGAGCAUUGCAAGAGCAAUUCCUUCUUUUUCAAGUAGAUCAUGUUCUAUGGAAUAGAAUCAAAAUUGAUGGAGAGGCUCAGAUCUCCAGUUUGAGGAAUCUGGAGCUUGGUUGUUACCGGUACUGAAUUAGUUCUCUCAAAGAUGAAUAAGCAACAUUUAUGGAAGAGAAGGAUAAUAUUAGGGUGUAUUUGAUUCAGGACAACGCUAGUGACUCAGAUCAUCAUUUUGAGUAAUCUUGGUCUGGGUUUUAGAUCUGUUAAGAAAGCUUUUCAAGAAGAAGAAAUAUUUUUUGAAAAAGAUUGUAACUCUUGCAUUGCGCUAUUUCCCCAUUAAAUCAAAUCAUACAUUGUCAUUUAAAAGAUAACAAUACCAAAAAGGUAAUCUUUAUAUAUAAGUGGUUUUAUUUUCAUGAAAUUAGACAAAAUAAAGUGAUUGUGAUUUAAUAUCAGCUGACUGUCUGGUGUCAGAUAUGUUAAAACUUAUCAACAAACAUGAUAUAUUUGUCAUGGUUGAUCGUUUUGAUUGACAUUGUGACAUAAUGAGAGGCUAAUCUGACAAUUUUUGACAUCCAUACCUCAUGAGGAAAAUAAAAUCAACAAAUUAUAAAGAUUACCUUUGAUCUUGUAUAUAUAACCAUUUCAUAUUUUAAUAAGUAAACUUUUUCUUAUUGUUUGUUUUUCAAUUAGAUAUUUCUUAUCAAUUAAUUUCGAGAUGAUUAUUUAGUUAAUUAUUUAUUAAUUUGAGCCAAAUCUUAUAAUUCUAGUCUAUAAUUUAUCCAGAAAUAAGUUUUUCCUUUUUUAAUUAGAGUAAAAUUAUUUUAUUUAUUGGUAAAAAGUCUCAAUGUUUUUACAUAUAUUUAGUUUAUCAUAAACAAGGGGUAAUAUUAGUCAUUUUAGUCUUAUACAUGAGUAUAAUACAUAUAUUCUUUUAUUAUUUACGAGUUUGAAGUUUUCAGCAAAAAAAACCAUGUAAAUGAACUGCAUAUCUUUGCGCAAGUUUGUGCUAAAAAUGAGUGCUUAAAGGAUAAUUUGUUAUUAAGUUAUUCAAGAUUGUUGAUGAAAAUGGUUGUGCUAAAGAAAAAAUUACUUGAAUUAUUUCAUUUUUCUUCAUUUAGUUUGUGUCAAUUUUUCUAGUAACAGUAAAGCCUCAAAGGACCAAUUAUUAACAUAAUAAGAAUAUUCAAGAACCGAAAUGAAAAAUCUGUAAAUUUGCUCUUUUUUAAUGGCUGACUGCUGAUUAUAUUUGAUCAAUGUAAAUGUAGAAAUUAUAUUUUGUUCUAUCAUCUUUUCUUUUUUCCUUUAUUUUUUUUUGUUGUCUCUUGAAUAGAGUUUUAUUUUAGUUUUUCAACUGAUUUGUGUAUGUGUAAUAAUUUACUAGGUUUUUUAUAUAUUGUGUACAUAUAUCUUUUUGUAUUAUAAUCUUAACGAUGAUGAGAAUAAUAAUAAUAAUGUUUAUCGUAUGCAUGUAAAUGUACUUUAUAUAUAAGACAAUAAUCAAGUCCAUCUCUAUCAAGUUAACUGAGGUUUUUUUUUUAGACUUUUAUGUUGCCAAUAAUGGUAUGUCCACUAAUACCUUAAUAUUAUGUAUUUUGAAUGUGCUGCACAAUCUUAGUUUAGAAAUUUGUCAGAUUUACUGAAGAAAAAAAUUCUUGUGUUCACUGUACGUUCAGAAUACUCUUGAAAAUUCUUUCAAUCUUUCACAAACAAAAUGUUGAAUCUUUCAAAAAAGCACAGUGUGAACUAUAAUGCAUGUAUGCUGAUAUUGCCUGUAUAUUAAUAAAAAAAAAUGUUUUUAAUUAUUAUAAUAGGUUUUAUAUAUUAAUUGGCACUUAAAGUUUUUACAUUUGUUAAAUCUAUGUAGUCUUCCAUUCAACAAUGAGUUUGUUGCUAAUGCUUAAUAUGAAUUAAUGCUAUCAAGACCUACCAUGAGAGCAUAACUAUAAAUUGAAUGAAAUUUCCUGAUUAUUUGAAUAAAAAUGACGUUUAACUUUAAAAUUUGACUUAAUUUAUUACUUUGUUAAAUUAUUUUAAGGAAUUCCUUUCUAACUUAAACAACACAUAGUCACUGACUCAAUUCAUGGGUUUUCUCUAUUGAUAUUUUAUAUAUCAUGAUUAUAAGGUGUUUAGGUACAGUCAUAUUUUAUUAUUGGUGUUAACUGCUUUAUUGUGGACUAAUGACAUUUAUAUUAUUAUAGUCCCAGUAUUCUAACUAGUCUUUUUAACCUUUUUUUAUUCAACAAUAGUUGUUUUUUAAAUAUCAAGUAUCUAGCUUUUUUCUUCUCGUAUAAAUCAGUGAAUUAUUUAAUAAAGUCUUUUUAUAUA